This is a messenger RNA of Vanrija pseudolonga, 2268 nucleotides long. RefSeq lists its product as uncharacterized. Bases 1 to 2268 code for a protein of 755 amino acids. The record is from RefSeq and is a predicted model, not a curated record. NCBI's taxonomy places the organism in Eukaryota, Fungi, Basidiomycota, Tremellomycetes, Trichosporonales, Trichosporonaceae. The transcript is spliced from 6 exons.
AUGACUCGUGCACACCAGCACAACUACGGAGAAGUUGCGAGCUGCCUGGACUUCUUCCAGCAGCUCGAGGCCAUGAAUGAGGAGGACGAGUUGAACGGCCUCGACUUUAGCGACGGCACGGUCGGCAAGUCGAAGAAUGACUACCCGCGAACACUGCGACGAUUCAACUCGCUCCUUAACACAUUCAUCUUCGCGGGUAGGCCCAUCCUGUCCCGUGCCAUCACGAGCAUCGUCAAGGACAUGCCGGCACACUUCGCCUUCCUGUUCAAUCUGGACAGGUUGGCGUCGAUGCAGAGGCGGAAUGGCCUCCCCAUCCUUCUGGCGGCAAAACUGCCCCAGAACGUUGUCACCCAGAUAGAGGGCUCCCGGACGGUCGGGGCUCGUUUUUGGGCCCUCCCCCUGGCCGAGCGCCGCAUGGGCCUCGUCAGCCAGCCUGGUGUCGCGUCACAGAUCGUGGCCGACAUUAUGCGCAACGCCGCCACUCACAUGGCGGACUUUGCCACGGCUGGAACUGCAGGCAACUGGGUCUGGGACACCAUCUUCGACGUCGACGGCGUCAAGUUCCGCGUUCUCCCCUCAUCGGACAUUAUGACGUGUUCUCGUCCAGCCAAGGACGUGGAGUACGUGGUCGGUCGCCUGACCGAGAAGCUCCAGGCCCGGGGCCUGGAAUGGGGUGUGCGAAGCUUCAACAGCUCUUCCCCCCUUCCCAGCUGCCUGGUGAGUUCUCACCAGCCGGCGUACAAGACCCUCGCACCGGAGGCCAUCCUCCAGGUCCUCGGUGCCGUCACCGCCGGAACUGAGCCGGCCAUUUCUCGCAGCCUCGUUUCUGCGUUGGCGUGGAACCGUCGAGGCGUUGCCUUGUCGGAACCGAACUCCAAGGUUCUGUGGGGUAUGGUCAAGCGCUGCGUGACCGACAACAUCGUCGUCGCUGAGCCCGGCGAGGCUUCCAAGAUCCUGGAAGCCCAGGAAUUCGGCACUCCCCUCCAGCGGCGCUCCAAGCGGCGCAUCCUGGCCGGCUGGGCCGAGAUCAAGGACGUUCCUCCGCCCCUGCCGACAGAGACCAUGCCGGAGGUCCUCAACAACCUCCGUGCUCAACAUUUCGAGCACUUUGACCCAGCAAAGGACGGUAUCGCUCCUAUCCUCCACUUGUGUGCGCGCGGCCGCUUCCCGGCCAACGCCACCACCGACGAGGAGGGCAUCACCAUCCUCCAACAGACGGACGGCGACGAGGUGAUGAGCAUUGUUCAAGCCGACAAUGCGGACAUCCUGGCCCAGGGUUGCGCAGUGAGUUGCAAAGAGUCGGAUGGCACUGACACCAAGUACCCCGGCGGUUGCGUGUUCGGGGAAGGAAGCCCGUGGCGGCCCAUUGCUGGGACGCGAUGCCCGUACCGAUGGAAGGACGGCGUGAUGCUGUGCAUCGCGCACUUCCAGGCGACGUGGUUCGCCAAGCACUGCCUGGGCCAGUCGUUCCAGGUCUUUGAGCAGACUUGUCUGGCAAAGAACCUGACGAAUAACGGCGCCCGCAUGGACCAGCUCGCGCAGUACCAUGCGGUCUGCCAAGGGCCCUCAUGCUAUGGAGGCGCCCACUGCCUCAGCGCUGCCAAGCCCAGCUGCGGCAAUUCGGGCGGCAUGUGUGUUGCCCUGUGCAACACGUGCAUCGUCACGUCUGGUACCUCUCUGCGCAAGCAAAAGGAGGCUGCCAAGGGUCUUGCCAACGCGCGCGGCAUCUCCGUUUGGGACCUCCCUGCGCACGAGCGCAUCAUCCAGCCGCCGGAGGCCAGCCCUCAGCGUUGGAUGGUGCCUUGCGCGGACCGCCGUGACGGCUGCGCCGGGUUCGCCAGGUACAGCAAGAUGCGCGCAUCGAUGCUGUACAACCCUGCUGGCGAGCCAGUGUGUCUUCGGUGCCACCGAUGGUACGGCCAGUUCGUCGAAACCUUCGACGACCUCCAAGGCCGCCUCCCCCCAGCGAUCGUCCAGCAGAUCAUCAAUGAUGUUAUCUCUGCAUCGACACUCGACACCGACGCCACCGCCGAGGCGUUCAAGACAAUGGCGUACCGCUACGACGGCGUUGUUCUUGGGGUGCGUCUGCUCGCAGACAUUCUCCAGGACAAUGUGCGCCAGAGCACGGACAAGAGGGCGGCGGAGGGACUGGUUGCCCAUUACCGGGCAUUGGCAGGUCUCCCCAACAACGACAUUAACGCCGGCGAGGAGGGCGCAGAGGAGGAGGACGAGGAGGACGAGGAGGACGAGGAGGACUGGAGCUGGUAG